Messenger RNA from Colletotrichum costaricense, 1074 nucleotides. RefSeq lists its product as uncharacterized. The coding region runs from base 1 to 1074 and encodes 357 amino acids. The transcript has a single exon. The record is from RefSeq and is a predicted model, not a curated record. Lineage: Eukaryota; Fungi; Ascomycota; Sordariomycetes; Glomerellales; Glomerellaceae.
AUGCGAACUUAUCCCCUCCGGCGACCAGAGCGUCAUCGGCCGCCGGUUCCACGAUGGCAACUUACCCUCUGCAAAGACGUACAGAAAGUAUUUACAGCAUAUAUCGGUAUACAAUCUCAUCACGGCGCUUCUGAUAGUUCAACAUUCGUCAAACAGGCAGUCCAGGCGGUUGAGGCAUGGCUCAGUACAAACACGGAAGAUAGACCGCUUUCAACCGAGAGCUUCAACCAUUUAGAUGGGGAUGACGCCCCGAACACAUUUGUUUGGGUCUGUUAUUGGGACGAUGCUGAAAAAGGAGAAGCAAGUCUGCAGAAACUUGACAUCGCGUCUCUUUACGCCAAACUCGCGCCAGAACACCGAAUGCUCGUUGGUUUAUGGAGGGAGAGCUUCACGACGCCUAUCUCACGCCUUGAAACAAAUUACUCUGGACUCGACUAUCUCCCUGGUCUGGCCAGGCUACCGAAGACUGGUACAAAAGAGCAUCAGCUGUCAGCAUAUUGGGGAGCGGCAAGAGAUCGAAUUCCGGCCUCCGCUCAUGACCUUUUUGAACAGGGUGGAGAUGCGAAGGCGUCAAAGCCAGAAGAUACCCCGGUCGGACUAGGACAGCACUUAAUUGGAACAAACUACGACAAUAUUGUUCACAUCCGAUCCGGUCAAUUUUGGGAAAACUGUUGCGUUGAAGAGGCACAGUCAUACGAGACGGAGCUGGAACCGACCUUGAGGGCGGGCUUGGGAUACCUGUGGGAAAAUCGUGAGAAAGGCGGUGCUAUGGGUUUGCGAUUCUUGGGCAACAGAGACGCCGAUGGCUAUACCAAGAAGGAGACCUGCGGUGCUGGGUUCUUCACGAACCUGAGUGCAUUGGAAGAGUGGUCCAAAACGCAUCGUUCUCACCUGGCUAUAUACAUUGGAGCCAUCAAACACGCGAAAACGUGGGGAGAGUCAAGGAAGUUUCGCACCUGGCAUGAGGUCUCGGUACUAAAGAAGGGAGAGGCAACGUUCGAGUACCUGAACUGCUCGCCUGUCACUGGCGUUAUGAGAUUUAUCUCUUUGCCCAGAAUUCAAGAGCUCAAGUAG